Molecule: messenger RNA, 2188 nt
Organism: Pseudonaja textilis
Lineage: Eukaryota; Metazoa; Chordata; Lepidosauria; Squamata; Elapidae
Gene: STRA6
Product: signaling receptor and transporter of retinol STRA6
Biological process (GO): vitamin A import into cell
Cellular component (GO): plasma membrane
Molecular function (GO): retinol transmembrane transporter activity; signaling receptor activity
Source: RefSeq, a predicted model, not a curated record
AUGUCUUCCCAAGAGCUACUAAGAGAUGAACUGGACCUCACUGGCAACUUGGCUGAUGAAGAUAAUUGGUACAUAUAUGAACCAAUAGGAAACGCCAACGACAUGGCUCCCAACAUUAUCCCCGAUUGCCAACUGACUGUCCCCUUUGAUCUCUAUCACUGCUGCAUGGCUCCGAUUUCUCUAGUUACGCUCGCGAUUCUCUCGCUGUUGGUAAAAAGGAAGAAACUCUAUCCAGAUUUUUGGAACGGAGUACCUGGACUAUUGAGCCCUAUGAAUUUCUUGGAAGACACGCAGAACAAAGGAUUGGCCAUUGCAGUCUUUGGCAUACUCUUCUCUUCGUUGUGUGUGCUGUUGUUAGACAAUGACCCCCUGCCUUUCAUCUCCAACUCUUCAGUACAAAAUCGAGAGUACUGGAAGGUGCUGGCUUUAUUCUAUUAUCCUGCCUUCUAUUAUCCCUUAUUGGCAUGCGCUACUGUUCGACACAGAGUUGGAUACCUGCUUGGCUGCCUUCUGUCCUGGUGUCACUGUGUGCUCUACAUCUGGCAAAAGGUGGAAUGUCCUCAGUCAUCCAAGAUCUACAGAUAUUAUUCCCUGCUUUCUUACCUGCCUAUCAUUCUGUGCCUCGCCGUGCUGAGCCUUUGGUACCCCGUAAAAUUGGUCGAGAGCUUCAAAAGGGACGCCAGGAUGGCGACAGAGAAGGACCCCGGAAGUCGCUAUUAUGAAGGCUAUUUGAAGCACAUCCUGGCUAAAAGAACACCCAAGAAAAGCAUCAAUGGAGUGAAGCCAAGCAUGCGUUCAAGCCUCCAAUCCUACCUACGUACAUUUGUAUACAUACCCCAAGAAGGUUUCCAGAUCCCAUUGAAACUGGUCCUCUCUCUAGCCAUGGCUGUGAUAGCUGUCUACCAGGUGUCCCUUCUUCUACUUGCAUCCUUCAUCCCCAAUAUCCAGAUCAUAAGAGCUGGGAUGACCAAAGAAAUGACUGCACUCUUUGUCCAGUUUGGUCUAAUUCCUUCUGAAAAGCCUGCCAGUAUUCCGGGAGACAAAGAGUUGGCAACGGCUAAGCACUACAUCUGGUCCCUGGAAGUGUGCUUCAUCACUUCUCUGGUCCUCUCCUGCCUGGUGACCUUCUGCAUGUUAAUGAAAUCCUUGGGAAAUCAUAGGACUAACCUCCAGUGUCUCUACCGAGGGGCUGUUGAAAAUGUUUUCUAUCGUCCCUGCAAACUCCAACCUUCCCAGCAGUCUCUCGUAUGCUGGAUGCAAUUCACGGGGUUCCAGAUAUCCUUUGCUUGCCUAGCUCUUUUCAUCCAGCACCUUGUCUUCUUCAUUUGCAUCGUGUGUUUCACCUUCCUGAUCGUUGUCCCACUGCAGUCUGGCAGCAACAUGUUUCUUUUCAAAAUUGUGAUGAACUUGUGGCCCUUUUGGUUGACCUUGGUUGUUUCACUCAUUGUCCAGAACCUGCUGGUCCGCUACUACUUUCUGGAACGGGACCAUCUACCCAGGGAGUUGACCAAUAGGAGAGCGUUUUACAUCGUGACUUACAUGUUUUUCCCUAUCAAUGUGCUCCUGGGCUUAAUGGCGGGAAUCUGGAGACUGGUCAUCUCGGCCCUUUAUAAUAUUGUUCAUUUCUGCCAGUUGGAUGGGAGCUUGCUGAGCCGUGGGGUGGAGGGAUUUGAUCCAGGCCACCGUACCUACUGCCAAUAUUUGAAAAUCGAGGUCAGCCAAUCACACCCAGCAAUGAAAGCCUUUUGCCUCUUGCUUCUCCGUUGGCAAAGUGCCCAAAAUAUACAGACCCUCCAACUCAGAGACGCCGAAGAAGGAAUCAAACUCAUGAAGACCACCAGUUCAUCACCCAAAGCACCAAAGGGCCAACAGAACCGGGUGCGAUGGCGCCUGGCCUACACCCUCCUCAACAACCCUUCCCUGUUGCCCUAUCGCAAAGGGGCCCUUGUGGAUGCGACAGUCAAUGAGACCAAGGCCAGCCUCACCAAGCCUUGAUGGAACCGGCAACGUUUCUUGGAAAACAAUGGACUCCCAUCCGGUGAUAAUGGAUGGAUUCCAUCACGAGUUUUCAACUGGGGUUCUUCAACUUCUUCUCCGUGCCUCUUUCAGGCUCGUGUGUCUAUCCCGACCUCUUUGUAGACUUAGAAGAUGACAAGAGGCGUAGCUGUCCUCCUUUCCUUUCCCACCC